UACCUCUAGGCGACAAAGGCUGGGGCUCCCCUUUCAAGCAGCCGCACACACUGUAAGAAUUCUUGCAAGAGGGAAUGUGAAUCCUGGAGCUAAUUCUGCCCAUUUCCACCAACCCCCUCCCUGAGGGGCUCAGCUGGCCGUGCUAAAAGCCACAGUAGAAAGGUGAAAACGAAUAUUACAAGAUCUUGGAAGCAUCUGAGGUUUAAUGAGGACUUUCCAGCAUUCCAGACUGCUGCCCUGCAAUGAAGCUCUGAGUCAUGGUCUUUGGGGCUAAGGUAUUGGCAACAAUGUGGAACCCCAGGACAGCCAACCUGACUAACCUUCGCUGUAACCAGGAUCCCAAAAGGGGUCUGGCAUGAAAUCAGAGCAUAGAGAAAGACUUGCUUGUUAAUGGAAACAGGAAAGAAAAAAAGGGUUUCCAACAAAUUGCAACAGACUUUCCACCAUUCUAAAGAACCCACCUUCCUUAUCGACCAAGCCGUUCUAUCUAGUGACUCCCAUUCCAGCCUUUUGCCAGAAACAGAGCAUGUCAAUCCUGCUGGAAAAAUAAAGAUAGGACCUCUGACAAGACCUGGAACAGUGAUACUCUCAAAACGGUCCAGUAGGAGAAUUAUGUCAGAAAGUCCGCACAGCCCCCCUGUGAUACCAUCCCGCAGGCCUGGAUUCCGGGUGUGCUAUAUCUGUGGCCGAGAAUUUGGCUCCCAAUCAAUUGCCAUUCACGAACCCCAGUGCUUGGAGAAGUGGCGUAUUGAAAACAGCAAGUUGCCCAAACACCUGCGGAGGCCAGAACCCUCCAAACCACAGCCUCUCAGGGGCAGUGGGUCCUACAAUCUUCAGGCCGUGAACGAAGCAGCGUUUCAAAGUUCCCAGGCUCAGCUGCUGCCCUGUGAAUCCUGUGGCCGCACAUUCUUGCCAGAUCGUCGUCUUGUUCACCAGAGGAGCUGCAAGCCGAAGGAUGAGGGGCCCAGAGCACCAAACCCCAACCGUUUUGAUGAUCCGACUGGUGCCAGGAAAGCUGCUGGUGGCAUCCCAGCCCGACCAAAGACUCUCAUCUGCUACAUUUGUGGUAGGGAAUUUGGCACUCUGUCCCUUCCUAUUCAUGAGCCCAAAUGCCUAGAAAAGUGGCAAAUAGAAAACGACCGGCUCCCCAGGGAGCUCCGCCGACCACUCCCACGGAAGCCUCAGCCCCUUCCAACUGGACAGUCCAACCAAGAGGAGCCAAGUCAAGCUCAGCUGGUGCCCUGUGCAAAUUGCGGCCGGACCUUUGCCCCAGACCGCCUUCUGGUACACCAGAGAAGCUGUAGGGUUCAACCAAGUGCACCAAAAAUUCAGAAUUUGACCUUAGGGAGGAAAGGUGGCCUGAAAGAGUCCACGAAUUCCAAGCAGCAAAGGAACAUGGCAGUGCCCACUGUGACUGAUAAGCCAGCAAUGAUAAGGCGUCCACCAACAAUCAUCUGCUACAUUUGUGGCCGUGAAUAUGGAACAAAAUCCAUUGCCAUCCACGAGCCACAAUGUCUGAAAAAAUGGCAUAACGAAAACAACUUGCUGCCCAAAGAGUUAAGGAGAUCAGAACCCAAGAAACCAGAAGUCAGGACCAUUACUGCCAAAGGUUUCUAUGAUCUCGAUGCCUUAAAUGAAGCUGCUUGGACAAGCGCCCUGAGCCAGUUGGUUCCCUGUAAUAUUUGUGGGCGUACCUUCCUGCCAGACAGACUGAUUGUUCACCAACGAUCCUGAAGAAGAGGUUAACUUUUCAAAUAGUCUUUAGAUAACCUCAGAGAAGAUUACCAUCUUGAGAAAGACAGCAUUUAAUGACCCGUUGAUGGUUUAGUUCUUUUAUUUUGCGGGCAAAAAUGACAUCUAGUAAUGGAGUUAGUAUAGCGUGAGUCAGACUCUGUGCCUCGUGCUUCCCAUACUCAGUGUGUAUAAAUCUCACAUCAACCCUACAAGGAGACGUUAUCUAUAUUUUACAUCCGAGGAAACUGGUAUUUAAAUAGGUCAAUAGCUAACUAGAGGUCACACUGGGCUGGAGUCGAGUGAAGCAAACUCGCGACCGUUGGAAUUCCAAACUCAUACUCUUUGCCAGUGCUAUUUGUGUGAUGGAUGUCAUCACAAACACAAUGAACUGUACUAACCAACGAUCUGCCAGGUGUGAUUUUUUUUUUGAAUCCAGUGUUUAGCACCUAAGGCAACUGGGAAUCUCAGCAUGCUUGUAGUUUGCCUGCUGGAAUUUUUGGUCAACUGUAGAGGUGAAAACAGAAGUCGGAACUGCCCUCGCUGUCUUGCAGAGGCCACUGUGCCUUCUGCUAAUGGUGGAAGCAGUCAAAUGGGGGAAAUAAAGCAGAAGUGCUGGUCUCAACUUUGAAAGCAGUUGCCUAAAAAAGACAUCCUUAUACACAUUUCUUUCAAAGCAUGACCAAAAAAAAAAAAAAAAUCAAAAUAAACGACUCUCUGAAGGAA
This is a messenger RNA of Felis catus (domestic cat), 2457 nucleotides long. Its product is annotated as zinc finger protein 474. The record is from RefSeq and is a predicted model, not a curated record. The transcript has 5 exons. Bases 391 to 1734 code for a protein of 447 amino acids. Lineage: Eukaryota; Metazoa; Chordata; Mammalia; Carnivora; Felidae.